UGCACAGACUACCUGCAGCACGAGGAGGUGCCACGAGCACCGAAGCGGCGUGUACAAAAACGGCGAGCAGGUUGGAGCAGCCCAUGAUCUGCAAUGUGCAACACGUCCUGUGCAUCAGGAAAAAAAAUAAGGUGUCCUGGGGCCACCAAGUGAUGCACCUGGUUCCUUGAAAUACCUCCAGCUCGCGCUCGCCUCCGUCACAUCAAGGCCCACGCAUGAGGCCCCGUUUCUACCACAAAGCCCGCCUUCGUGCAUUGCGUUCGAGGCCAGCAGUUCCCGGCCUUUUUUACUCGGGUCUUGGCCAAUCCUCCAUAGUGGGUACCAGUGAAACGUCCAGAAGACAAGAAAAAGAAGAAGACGAAGAAGAAGAUCGCGUGUCUGUACGCCAAACGCCUGCUCGGUAGACGCGUUCAAGCUACCAGUGGCGGCGCUGUUGUGAGGGGUUCGGCAUACCAAGGGUCUCUUUCACGAAACACCGCCUACGGUGAGGCAUGAAAGCUACCGCUGUAACCCCCACAGUUUUAAUAGAAUCACGUGACCACUCACCCGAAGACAGGAGGCGGUGCGAAAAGGGCGGACAAGACGAGAUCGCGCCCGAUCACGCCGGACCGGUGGCAACUCCAAGUUCACCGUUCUCCACAGGCAGAAAUGAGCUCGUCUCACAGGAUGGCCAGGACCGGGGGCUCGGGCUCUCAGUCAGAGACGGUUCCAAGCGCAGCUUUGGCAUUGCUCGACGUGGCCAGGGAGCAAAGCCCAGGCGACUGCACGACCCUUCUCCCGCUCGCUCUCCGCGUUCCGGCGCAUCGACUCCGGCCGAGCGAUCGCGUGAAAGCCAAUCCAAGACGAGUCGUCGCAGCAGGCUUAACAAAAGACGGGGCGCACGCGUCCAUUCGCCGAACAGAUCGAACCCGAGUUCGCUCCAGACGUCGCGGAGGGGCGCGAACCCCGAACGCGUGCUCGGUCCGUUUCUGGUUCGUUCGUGGAAACACAAGCCGAGUCCGACGAAAAACGCGCCCGCUUCGAACUUUGGCGGAAGCGGCCUUACGCCGCCUCCAUUACCGUUGGACGCGAAAGGGGGCGGUACGAGCACGGCCGUUUCUCCGGACACUGGGGCAACAGAAACGACAACAGCGCCAUCUCCAGCACAACGGGAAAAAACGGCGGCCACGCUUCUCAAGGCGAAGUCGCCGCAGUCGGCCCGCAGUCUCGACCCAGUGCUCAAGAACCUGCAAUGCAUCGCCAAGUGCGCCGUGGAGCUGUCGUUAGUGCUGGCCGCGGUUGGGACACUCAUCGUCUGGCUGCGCCACAACGCAGCGGCUUCGAUUACCGCCAGCCCGUGCUCCACGGUCGGUUGCAAGGCGCAGUCGUCCGAGUUCAACGGCACUCUCAACUACAGCGCCGACCCUUGCGUCGACAUGGACGCGUUCGUCUGCUCCAUGUGGCGCAGUCGCGGCUCCGGCGAAGACCGCAGUUCGUUGAGCCUGCUCGCCCACGUGAUCCGGGAGUACGAGGCGACCGUGGCAGAGAUCUUCUUGACGGGAAGGACCGAAUUUGCGGCAUCCAGGAUGGCGACGGACUUUUUGCGCAAGUGCACCCAGCGACAAGCUGCACCAUCUCUGGACAACUUCAAGCACUUCUUCGCGCUCAGUUCUCUACCGUGGCCUUUUGACGUCACGGAGAGUGUUGACACCGGUUUGCGCCCUUUGGAACGUGUCCUCAACCUAAGCCUGAUGUGGGAUAUCGACACGUGGUUCCGAGCCUACAUAAACUCAGCCCCAGCUUACGAGUCCAACACAACUGGGGUCCUAACGUUGUUUGUUGAGACCAGCGCGGAGCCGUCUGUGUGGCUCGACUUCGUGCGAUCUCUCGAGAUGACCCAGAGCCGAAUGCAUUACUACCGACGCAUGCAUGACGCCUACAACGGCACCCUUCCGGACAGCGCCGAGGUCGUCCGUCGACUCGCCAUCGAAAAGAAAAUCCUGUCCGUCCUGGACACCGUGCGGGCAUCGUGGACCGGCGCCAAAUCCGUGGUAACCAGCUUGCGCAAGAUCCUAACCGCCGUCCCCCACACGGAACUCUACGACUGGCUCGAACCAAUCAGGGCAGCCUCUGGCUCGAAGGCCGCUGACGUCAACGCCCUCGUGUCUGUGCAAGACGUGCGUUUGCUGCGGGCGGUUGACGAGUUGCUCUCGUCUCACAGCUCCCGACACCUGCUGGAACACUUGUCCUGGUGGCUGCUUCAGCGGCUGACCGUGAUUGGCUGGCCGCAGGCGUACGACGUCAUCGCCGGGAGCGAAACGGCUGCAAAACACGCAGUGAAGCUGGACUGCUACGAACUGGCAGCUACCAGGUUCGCUCUGCUCUUCGCAUCGGAGAGCGCCGUCCAGCUCUUCUCGGUUGAAACACGUCAUCGAGCCGAGGCAUUGCUCAGGGAACUGAUCUCCGACAUGGCGGACAUAGCUGGCAAGGCUGCCUGGCUGAGCGACAAGGCUAAAGCUGUCGUUCGGAAAACGCUUCUGGAAAUUGAAGUUGUACUGUGGCCUCCAGACUUGGCAGCGUCGAACGCGACGCUCUGGACGUUGUACUCCAACCUCGGCGUCCCUCGCGAGCCGGCAACCAACAAGAUGGCUGCCGACGGCGCCGGAAGUCAACCGCCGCCUCUCUCCUCGACCGAGCAUCUCACGCUGUUCGACCAAUGGCGGCACGCGAGCGACGUCUUCCGGCGACUGCCCGCCGCCAAGCGGGAGCGCAUGCAACUGCUGUGGCAGAACGACGACCUGUCGCCGUUCUUCUUCGACCGCUGGAACAGGAAGCUUCGGGUUUCGCAGGCCGCUCUGCUGAGCCCGCUCUACCAGCCGAAAUCCGCGGAGGUGCGAGCUGCCGACUACGGUGGCCUCGGAGCCGCCUUCUUGCUGCACGUUCUGCGAGCGUUUGAGCAGCCGGCUGCGGGCGUCGACGACGGCAUGCUUCCCCGGCUAGACUACGGCGCCGUGACGCAGAAGGCACGUGACCUCAAAUGCGGCGCCCGCUUUCUCGCAAACCUUCACGAGGUGGCCGCCCUCGGAAUAGCGUGGUACGCCAUGAAGAAGCGCGACGCGGCGACUACGGGACGCCAUUCGCCUGUCGUUGCCGCAUCCACGACGGAUGAACGCGGCCGGGUUCACACGUACACCUCGGACCAGCUGUUCUUUCUGGCACACUGUCGCAGCAGGUGCAGGGGACACCUUCCGAGAGAAAGCUUGCGUGGCAAGGAUUGCAACGUGGCUGUGCGUCACGUGCGGGGCUUCGCGAAGGCAUUUGGCUGCGUGCGUGGAUCGCCAAUGGCGCCAGCGAAUGAGUGCGUGGCUUCGGACUUCUUGUGAGCCGCGAAAUGAUCGGCUGCGUGAACAGCGCUUUUUUCCCCACUUUGUGCACACAUCCCGUCAUCUCACGCGCCGCGCGAAUGCUCUUUGUAUGUGUGUUCAAUUAGUUGAAUCGUUGAUUAUUUUUUACUGCUCCUGCGGAGGGACCCACUGAAACUCCGUUUAUUGAGAGACGCCUCAUUCACCUCAUGUUUGAUGCUUUCUAUGAAUGAACGCUUCCUUAUUCGUCUCAGGUGGUUGGAUUCGAAAUGACGUGGAUGUAGGUGCCCUGCUGCUACCGAGGCCAGUAGGCAGCAUCGUCUGCGUUCUAUAUUGACUGUUCCAGGUAUGUUUGAUGCAAGGUGGCGACGGACAGACUUUUUUGACAAUUUGGUUUAGCGUAUUAGUCACGUAAAGCGAGGACUACUACUUGCGAGCGACGCUGGGAAUGUUUUAAAGAAACGACAGUGUCCAGGCGACCACAACAUUAAAGAGAAAUUUGUUUUUGCAAAUAGUGCAACGUGGAAUGCAUGUGCACGCCAGUGACAUUGAAUAGGACCAAUGAAAGUUCUGUUCGAGAACGUGAAGUUGGCCUCGUUGGUUUGACAUAAACACUGCAGCAACAGGACCGAAGAGAAACAAAGCAAAACCUGCGCUGUAUUGCUUUGUCUUUCAUCGGUCCAGUCGCUGCACUUUUACUGUUGUUUUUUAUGCGAA
Molecule: messenger RNA, 4058 nt
Organism: Dermacentor albipictus
Lineage: Eukaryota; Metazoa; Arthropoda; Arachnida; Ixodida; Ixodidae
Product: endothelin-converting enzyme 2-like
Biological process (GO): protein processing
Cellular component (GO): plasma membrane
Molecular function (GO): metalloendopeptidase activity
Source: RefSeq, a predicted model, not a curated record